Messenger RNA from Loxodonta africana (African savanna elephant), 1522 nucleotides. RefSeq names its product keratin associated like protein 29-1 (gene KRTAP29-1). Bases 353 to 1336 code for a protein of 327 amino acids. Lineage: Eukaryota; Metazoa; Chordata; Mammalia; Proboscidea; Elephantidae. Gene Ontology annotation, cellular component: keratin filament. The transcript has a single exon. The record is from RefSeq and is a predicted model, not a curated record. Gene Ontology annotation, molecular function: structural molecule activity.
CUCCUGAUGAGAGGUUACUGUGGGAAAGGCCUGCUUCAGUCAGGCUGGGGAGCAGCCUGUAAAAGAGAUAGCUCAUUCCAGAGCAGGAGCAGUAUCAAGGGAUCCAAAUUCAGUGAAGGAUACUCCCAACUUAACAGACAAGUUUUUUUAAGUGGGGACAACAUCUCCCAGGCUCCUGAAGCCUGCUAAUCAGAUGUUUGUAUAUAAAUGAGUAUAAACAAUGACAAGGAAAGAUGCUAUAUGUUGUACCAACACGCAUGGCGAAGGACUAUAAAAGCCCCUGUGUAUUAGAUGUCUUUCAAACCCAGGUAUACUGAGUUUGCAAUUCUCCAGCAAGGUAAGCACCAGCACCAUGGCGGGCAAUUGUUGUCCUGGAAAUCCCACCACCAUUCCAGCUGUGCCCGCCAUCUCCAUAUGCCCAAAUGGUGGCAGCUUCUGGAAUACUAUCUCUUUGCCCAGUUCCUGCCGGAGCAGAACAUGGCAACUGGUCACCUGCCAAGAAAACUGUCAGCCAGUCAGCAAUGCCCCAAGUGGCUGUGCACCUGCUUCUUGCCAACCUACCUGCCUUCCAUCAACUUCUCGUGUGGAUUUUGUCUGCAGACCCAUUUGCUCUCGCACAGCCUGCUAUGAAUCCAGUGCUGGUCAGUCUACUUGUCUGGUUAGCUCAUGCCAGCCUGCCUGCUCGGAAUCCACUGGUUGUCAGGCAAAGUGCUGUGAUGCCAGCCCCUACCAGCAAGGAUCCUGCCAGGAAUCUCUCUGUGAGUCUGGAUCAUGCCAGGAAGCUUGCAGCCAAUCAGCCUGCUGUGACACCACAUCCUGCCAGCCACCCUGCUCUGAGGUAACUUCCUGUCCUGAAACAUCAUGCCCGCCAAUCACGUGUGUGUCCAGUCCAUGCCAACCAUCUUGCUGUCCAGUAGGUUCACGUCAACCCACUAGUUGUGAAAGCCAGCCCUGCAAAUCAACUUAUUACCAACCUAUCUGCUACAUUUUUAAGCCUUGCCAAUCAGUUCCCUGCAUGCCUGUGCCCUGCCGGCCAUCGACAUAUGCGUUCAGUUCUUGUAAUCCUACUUGCUGUGUGCCCAUCUCCUGUCAGCCACUUCACUGCCAACCAGCUUCUUCCAUAUCCUUUAUCUGUCAGCCAGUGGCUAACUGUCAGCCCUCUUGUUCUGUAAACCCUUGUAAAUCAGUUUCCUGUGGCACCAUGCUUUCUGGCCAAGCAAUUUGUGGAGGGCCCACUUCGUGCAACCAAAGUGGCUGCAAAUCCCCUUCUUGCCGACCAGCUUGCUGUGUGACAGGGUUAGGCAAGUCAUCCAGCGGUGGCUCCAGUUGCUUCUGACCAACUUCCCCAAGUUUCUGCAAAGCAAACAACUGCUUGUCGACUUCCUGCCAAACUCAGCCAUGAAUCCAGCUUCCAGAAGGAAACCCUUCUUUGAUGGGACACAAUUCAUACCUCCUUUGAGCAUCUGCUGCUGUCUACAAACGCAUAGCACCCUGUGGGUAUCUGUAUCCUGCCAAGCACAAA